This is a messenger RNA of Clunio marinus, 4145 nucleotides long. The record is from the annotation of a GenBank genome assembly. Lineage: Eukaryota; Metazoa; Arthropoda; Insecta; Diptera; Chironomidae.
ACUUCACUCAUAAAAGAAAAGUACAUCAGAAAAUUUCUUUGAAAUUGUGAAAAGUUUUUUCCGUUUUCCGCCUUUUUUCGUUUUUUCUUAGAAAAAAAAAUAAAGUUUGUGACACAAUAACAGAUCGAAAAAUUAAAAAUUUUGGCAGAAGUUUUAAUCUUAUAUUUUUGAGGUUUUUGUUAUAAGAAAAAAAAUCUGAAAGCGUGGCUUCUUUUGUUUUCCCUAAGCGGCGCCCGAAAAAGUGUGAAAGUGAAAAUUUUCAAAUGAAAAAUUUCUGGAAAAGUUUUUAAUAAAUAGAGUCUCAACACAACAGACCACGAAGAUAAAAAUUAAUUAAUUUGAUUUUGUUGUUCUGAAUAAUCUGCUUAGCUCCAUGAAAACUUCAAGAAAUCAGUAGCAAGCAAAAAAUAUCAAAAUUUCAAUUCAAGCAGUUUUCCACUCAUAAAUUAAGUGAAAAGUUUAAUUAAACAGUUGUGACAGUUUUAGACAUAGAAAAAAAAAUUAAGAAAAAAACCAGCAGAAUAGCCUUGAAAGUGGUUUGAAAAUAAGGAAAAGAGAGCGACUGAGCAAAAGGAAUAACAAAAUAAAGCUAGCAGCAGCAGCAAGCACCAUAAAAAUCAUCGUUUAUGUAUCCGUGAGAAUUUCCGGAGUCAAAAAACAAUAUUUCGGCAUCAAAAUUUCAUAAAAAUAUUUGGACAGUAAAAAUUGUAUCAUAGAUUAAAACUAAGAUUGAUAUCGAUUGAGAAAAGUAAAGUUCAUUAAAAUUGGAAAUUCAGUAGAGAAAGAAAAGUUUGAGGAAAUGGCUUCAAAUAUUGAUCAAUUUGCUGAUUUAGAGCUGUCAAAGGAAGAUCGUGAACAGAUCUUUGAUGAUCCGCUUGAUGUAAGUCAGCCACUUACGCCACAGAAUGGAUCCAGUCAAACGACAAAGGUUAUUAUAAGUGGAAUCCCUCAACACGCUAACUUCAGCGAUGUGGAGCCGUUGUUAAAGCAGUACGGAAGUGUUGAAGAAUGUGAUGCGGUUGCGAGUAAAGAUCCUAAGACUCAGACUGUCCACAUUACUUUUGAAUCGUACGAACAAGCGCAAAGAGCGGCCGCAGGUUUAAACGGUGCUGAAUUUGAAGGAAGUAAUUUAAUAACCGAACUUCUUGUUGAAAACAAAGCUCAGUCUGUAAGUGGUGGAGCAACAUCAGCUUCAUCCCAGCAGAGAAGAAGUCAACGCAAUCGUUCCCAAUAUGGAAAUGUUACCGGUGGCCCUGGACGCCAAACUGAUUUUCCUCUGCGAGUUCUUGUAGCUAGCGAUAUGGUUGGAGCUAUCAUUGGCCGUCAAGGAAGUACAAUACGACAAAUCACUCAACAAAGUCGCGCCAGAGUUGAUGUUCAUCGCAAAGAUAAUGUUGGAUCACUUGAGAAAGCUAUAACGAUUUAUGGAAAUCCUGAAAACUGCACAAUGGCUUGCAAAAGAAUUUUAGAAGUCAUGCAACAAGAAGCAAACAACACGAAAAAAGGCGAAAUAUCAUUGAAAAUUCUUGCACACAACAAUCUUAUCGGUCGAAUUAUUGGUAAAUCUGGUAACACGAUUAAACGUAUCAUGCAGGACACCGACACAAAAAUUACUGUCAGUUCAAUCAACGAUAUUAACAGUUUUAAUCUUGAAAGAAUCAUCACUGUCAAAGGUUCCAUCGAGAACAUGUCUAAGGGCGAAGCUCAAAUUAGCUCUAAACUCCGUCAAAGUUAUGAAAACGACUUGCAAGCUUUGGCACCACAGAGUAUUAUGUUUCCAGGUCUUCAUCCAAUGGCAAUGAUGUCAACGUCUUCUGGAAAUGGAAUGGGAUUCCCUGGAGGAAGAACAGGAGGUAAUACGGGCGGAGUUUAUCCAACAAGCAACUAUCCGCCAAUGUAUCAACCGACUGGCAAUCAGUUACCAGGUGCUGCCGACAUUCAAGAGACAACUUAUCUAUAUAUACCUAACAAUGCAGUCGGCGCUAUCAUAGGAACAAAAGGAUCUCACAUUCGAAACAUAAUCAGGUUCAGCGGUGCAAAUGUUAAAAUUGCACCUCUUGAAGCAGACAAACCAACUGAACAGCAAACAGAACGAAAAGUCACUAUAGUUGGUACACCAGAAGCUCAGUGGAAAGCUCAAUAUCUGAUAUACGAAAAAAUGAGGGAAGAAGGAUUUGUAAGUGGAACUGAUGAUGUUCGUCUUACUGUCGAAAUUUUGGUUCCGAGUUCACAAGUUGGUCGAAUCAUUGGAAAGGGCGGUCAAAAUGUUCGUGAACUGCAACGAGUUACUGGCAGUAUAAUUAAACUUCCAGAACAUACCACUGCUACACCUGCAGAUGAAGAGACUACUGUACAUAUAAUUGGUCCAUUCUUCAGCGUACAGUCAGCUCAACGACGCAUUCGAGCUCUAUUAUCGGUAACAAAUCCGCCACCUACUUCUGGGCGGCCAAAGCCAUCAUCGGGUCAACAAACACCUCAACAACAACCGGCAGUUCCUCCUGCACCUUCAACCCCCCAAGCAAAACCUCAGAAUCAAUCAAAUACAACAGCAUAAAUUCAAUAAUGUCUUUGCAUCCCAACAACGCCAGCAAAUUUUUACAGCCAAUAAUAAUCGUCGAAAGCUAACAGAUAAGAUCAGGGAAAAAUCAUUAUCAUCAUUAUUAUUAUUUUUUAAAUUAUCUAUUAGAAAAAAAAGUCGCACUUAUAAAAUAAUCUCCAAUCAUGUUCAAGUCUACUUAAGCAACGUGACGUCUAAAUUUAUAGCUCAUGUUUUAAACAAAAUUUUGGCAGACAAAAUUAAAUACUUUUAUGACAAUUCAAAUUGAAACUCAACAACAUCAAAAGAAAUUGAACAAAAAUUAUAUUUUAAAACUUGAUUUUAAACAACACAGAAAAAUGAUAAGAAUUUUUUUUAAAUUUUUUGUUAUACAAGAAAGGCAGAUAAUUUCUCAAAAAAAUUAUUCACUCGAUAAAAACACUGACGAGUAGUGAGAAAACAAAGGACAAGAAGAAAUCAUGUAAAUAAACACUUUUGGAGUGUUCAAGUAAAUAUAAAACAAGAACAUUAUGAUGAAAGUUUGUGUGGCAUCUUAAUCACAAUAUAAUAUAAAAUAAUUGUAUUUGAACAUCGAAGAGCUAGGAUGCGAUUACCGACAAAACUAGAGACACACAAAAAUCUACCAAAAAAUUGCCUUAUUUAUUGUUUUAUUUCAUUUUUAUGUGAAUAAGAAAGCGUUAAUAAUAAUUAUUAGAUGAAAAAAAAAGUAUUUAAGGGAGAAAAUAUGUUAAUUAGAUAUAUGUAAGAUUGCAAGAACGUAUAAAAAAGUAUUUCGGCUCAGUAAAUCCUCAAAAUUUUAUACGAGUACAACUUUGAAGAAAUUAAAUACCUCAUAGAAAGUGCAUUAAAAUUGAUGUUGAAAGAAACUUAAGAACAGUUUAGAAGCUUUUGUCAUAGCGUUCAUUAAUGUCAUUUUCUUUUUACUUUCUUUAAUUUUUUUAUUUUCAUUUAUUAAACUUUAUUGCUAUAAAAAUAAUUUUAACGAAGUUUACCGAAAUAUAAUCAAAAUAUUAUUGUCUCUGUUUUUUUAAAAGAUUUAUACUAACUUAAAAUCAGAUUUAAGCUUUAGAAAAUAUUUUCUUCAUUGUCUUUUUCUUAUAAAUCAAGUUCACAUAAAUAAUGCAACAUUAAAUCUGAUUGAUAAUGAACGCUCGCUUUAAAUCUUCUUCAUUAACAUAACUCUGUAUCAAUAAAUAAUUGCAAAUAUUACCUUAUUUAAAAUCAGAAUCAAUAGUACAAAACUUAUAUCUUUACAACAUGCAAACAUAAAUGCGUUACUUUUACACACAGAAACACCACUUUUAAACAGAAAGUGAAGAAAAAUCUUUGUUUUUCAAAUGAGCUGGUAUAUAAUAAUGAAUUUGAGGAUAAACUGAUUCCAAUUUAUUUGACUGAAUGUUCAGAAUUCAAUGUAAGUAAUAUCUGUAGCAGUCAUAACAAAGAAAAAUGAAAAAGAAGUAGAUGAAGAAAAUUUAGCAUAAUUUGAAUUUUCAUCGAGUUAAUGUAAAUUUGUAGCAUUAAAUGAAUAAUAAGAAAAAUAUUUAAAAAUGAAUAUUUUUGAUAUUUAAUAUCUGGGGCUGAAUUGAAA